This is a messenger RNA of Argiope bruennichi, 8497 nucleotides long. RefSeq lists its product as uncharacterized. The coding region runs from base 612 to 1667 and encodes 351 amino acids. Lineage: Eukaryota; Metazoa; Arthropoda; Arachnida; Araneae; Araneidae. Gene Ontology annotation, molecular function: protein dimerization activity; DNA-binding transcription factor activity. The transcript is spliced from 2 exons. The record is from RefSeq and is a predicted model, not a curated record.
CACAAGCAGUGACCUACCGCCAAAGCUCGCACACCAUGAUCAGCAUCACCGGUGUUUAUGGUGCCUCUGAAGAAACUGCUUAAUUGCUUCCGCGCGCAUCAUCAGUUUCGCUUUCAAGCCUGCAAUUUGGUUUUUUGCAUAUUCUGUGUUGGAUUAUUCUUCUAGGGAAAAAGAUUUCGGUAAUGCAACACAUUCAAAGUUGAAUUUUUAUUUUUUUGAAUGGUGAUGCUUAUGGAUAAGGAAAAACAAGAGGGAAAAUACGCUGUAGAUUUUCUUGUUGAUCUUUGAAAAAUGAAUGCAGUCUGUCCAUAUAAUUUUUGUGAGUGUUUUUUACUGCAGCAACACUACGGAUUUUGGGGAUUUUGAAAUUUUUUAAGAAAUCUCAGAGAUUAUGUAUGCCUUUAUGCCAACAAGUGUUAUAAUCCAGACCCUUUUAAUUUAUUUAGUAGCUUUUAUAGCUGUUCGACAGUGAUUGUGCAUUAAGGAUUAUUCUAUUGAUUUGUUUUAACUGUAAAGCACUAUGUGCAUUUUGAAUUCACCAAGUUAUUCUAUUCGUGACUCUGCAAAUUAUAUUUACAUUUGUUAAUCAGUGGUAGUAUAUUAAAGUGACCAUGGCCAACUCUCCGUCUUGUUCAUCAACUAGUCCUUCCACUUCCACAGCAACCACUGCGACAGAUCUCCAGGAAGCGGAUGCUUUGAGUGAUGACAGUGGGGUCGACGUGAAACCACAAUGCAGGAAACCCCACGAAAGGUUCCUGAAAUUCAACCACGAGCCAGAAAUGACCACCGAAUCCAGUAAGCGCAACAAACGGAAAUCAUCUGAACCCAAAAAAAGGAAAGACGUUCUCUUGAUGAAAAGAUUCAGAUGGGACUCUGAUGAGGAGGAUAACGUGGAGGACCCUAGAGAUGUGGAUGACGUCUUCGAUGCUAUUGAGCGGGAGAGGCCCAGCAGUGGAGACAGUGGUUGCCAGGUUGCAACGCCGACAACGAAUUUACCCAAAGCCCCAGAAGAAAAGAAAAAGAGAUCCAGACAAUGGAGGAAGCCCAAAGUGGAAAAAGAUGCCCCUGUUGUCAAGCAAGAGACUCUCUUGCAAACGUUCAGACAGUCUGUGAUCCGAAAGCACGAUGCAAGUUCCACAUCGACUUUACAUAGUCAUUCAUCAACGCAAGAUUUGCAAUCCACUUCAGUUCUGUCAUCGAGCUCUGGGAGCUGCUCUCUGACUACUUCGCAUUGUUUGAAUGGUCAAAUCUGCAUCUCUCCGAUAGGGAAGUCAAGUGAAUACGAUGGGAUUGUAGGGGGUUCCGAGGAGUCCAGCUGCGACCCAUCGGGCAGGACUAACCGUGCGGUGGGAAGGCCGAGGAAUUACAAAAGCAUGAGCCGACAGCGGCGAAUUGAAGCCAACGCUCGGGAAAGAACAAGAGUCCACACCAUCAGUGCUGCUUUCGAAAAUCUGCGGAGAGCCGUUCCAGCUUAUGCACACAACCAGAAAUUAUCGAAGCUGGCCAUUCUGAGGAUCGCGAGUGCCUACAUUGUGGCCCUGGCGUGUCUGAGUGAGCAGGAUUACAGCGAAGAGCAGAGUCGGCCCACUCUAGCGGACUGUGUGGAACAGUGUACUAGAACCAUACAAGCCGAGGGAAGGUCCAGGCGCAGAACAUCGAAAGAUUAGGAAAAUUAGUUCGUAGGAUAGACGUCGGCAUGUAUUUAGUGCUUCCAGCUAUGCCAAGUGUUCGAAAUUUCCAUUCAACUCAACGGAAAAGCAAUAAGUUGUAUUUAGAACGUUAAAAAAGAAACGAAGAGAAGGACUUCUACUCUGUGUAUGUGAACAAAAUUGUAUUUUCCUGUGACUUUUUCUUGUAGGCUUAGUCCAUAAAGAUUUUCUUCUCUGCGAAUUUCAAGUUGUAACUACAUCGAAUGACUGUUGACUUCAUAUAUAUCUUGUUCUUUAUAACGGCAUCCAUGAGGACCGUCCGACGAUAACGAAAGUGUUAGAGUAAACGGAACCAUUAGUCUGUAAGAUUUUAGCAAGAAACGUUGUUUUCGGUUCCGCUUUAAAUAGCAAUAAAUGGUUCGUGUCUUAUUUCAAAUAGUACAAACGUAUCGCAAAAAUAUGUACAAAUGCUAAAAUCGAAUUUUUGUAUGUAAAAUUAUUUCGACCCAACCCUCAUUAAAAUUUAAAAAGUAUAUUUUAAGAUAAUAUGAAUUUAAUUUUUUUAACUCUAUGUUAUUAUGAAUAUUCUUAAAUUUUUAGAUUGAUAUUUCGAUGUGAAUUCCCUGAUUCUCUAAAUCGCAGUGGCCCAGCUAGAGGAAGUACGUUUUGGGGAAGCUUACUUUUGUUUAAUCAGUGCCUUCGUUAGAAAUUAAACGACGAUGAUUUUGCAGCGGCAUUUUUUCUUGAUUAACAAUACAAUCGUAAUAUUUGACUGUAUUUUGAACAUGUAUAAAAUUGGAGCUCGUGUAUUGCAUUUUAUGUUAUAGUUCGUCGCAUUCUUACAAUCUUAUUUUAUCUCAUUUAUUAGUAAACGAGGUUUUAUUAAAAAAUCAUUACUAAUUGUAAGAAAAUGUUUAUAUAUUGCUAUAUAUUCUAUUUUAAUUUUAAUUAUUUAACUUGAUUUGUUUCAUUUUUGUACAGAUGGAAUUUUGUAAUCUAUUUUACAUUCGCCUUCUGAUGUUCUAGAGUUUUAAACUUUGAAUACCAGAAAGCGUAUGUAUUCUAGAAUAUAUAUAUUAUUUAUAUUUUUUUGGAAAUUUGUUAUUGAUAAAUUGAUUAAUGUAAUUAAAUUUCGAUUCCGUACUAGUGGUCCCACUUAGUAGUGAAUUUGAAGUAUAAAUUAAUUCGAUUCUCUAAUAUAUAUAACGAGGGAUUGAAAAUAAAAUUCUAAAAAGUAGAAAUAAUUUGAAUAAAACGUUUAUUAUUUUUUAGCAUAAAUACAGUAUUAUUAAAGACUGUUUUUAUAAAAUUUAUUAAAUUACAUUUGUAUAGGAUAGACUGUAUACCCAUAAUAAUAUAACCAUUUCCAGAAGUAUGAACUCUAGCUACGCCAUCCAUAAAUCAGCCUGAAGUUUGUGACUUUUUUUAGCUAUUAAUAAUUAAAUUUUUUAAUCUUCUAAGUAUCUGUACAAAUUUAACCUAUUUGAAGAAUCAAUAUAAAAAUAUACUGCUAUCUUAUUUUUUUUUUUAAAUUGCAAGUAAUAAACAUUUAAAAAAUUUUCUAGAUAAUUUAUAUCAUAUUCAUGGAUGUUGAUAAUUCAUUUCAUAAAUUGUUGAUAAUUUACUCCUGUUGAUAUUCAUCAUUAAAUCUAAAGCUUACUAAUCAUAAUAACUAAAAUUAUUGUAUGUGAUUUCAUAUUAUCAGCUGAUGUUUGUUAAAAAAUGAAUCCCUUACCUGUGGUGCCCAAUCGUGGUUCGUGCAACGAAUUAUUGUCAAUUUAAACUUAUAAUCUAAUAUCAAGUCAUACACAAAUGCUAUAACUAGAAACAAAAAUGACCGGUAAUCCAUGAAAAAUCAAUCUCAAGUGCUUUAUGGACACAUUGUUAAAUCAAUGCUAAAAUACAUUUUAAAAACAGAAGAUUUCAUUUAAUUAGACAGUAGCGAAAAUAACACAGGUAAGGAAUUAAUGAAGAACAUGCAUUUUUAAUAACUAUUCACUAAAAAAACAUGUAAUCAAAUAAAUGUCUUGGGGUAAAUUUUUCUGAAGCGAAUUUUUAUAUGAGCUUCUAAAAUGAUAAAUCACUUUAACAUCAUUACAACAUCUCACGAAUCAGGGAAUAUUUUUAUGCAAGGCUUCAAAAUUUGUCCAGGUCCCAUAUCCCCUUUUUAAGGAAAGCUAAAAAAAGGUCAGAAAAAUUUGUCGCGAAGUAAAACAAAUAAAAAAAAUGAAAUACCGAAAUAAAAUUCAUUUAAAAUACUUAUUUAGCUAAUUUUUGGGAAACUUUUUAAGCCUUGUUGUAUUUCUACUUACAUAUGCUGAAAAGUCUGGGUCGUGACGCAGAGUUUAAGAAGCCACGAUUUCUUCCUUAAAUAUACAGUUAUGAGCAAAACGGGAUAUUUUUUCUUGUUAUAAACGUGUAGGAGAUGUUUAAUUUUCAGUAUAUAAAAGAAACAACAUUAUUUAUAUAUUAAACAUAGAACGUCACGAACAAUAAAGCUUCAGGUUGUCCCAAGGGGCAGAUGAGUAUUGUUUUGGCUGUGAUAUUCGACUAAACAAAAUAAAAUUUCAUCUAUAAAAUGAAGAUAAAACUGGCGUCCACAAAAUUACGAUUUGGAAUCGGAAAUGCGAAAAAUGAAACAUUUACAGAACCACCGAUUAUGAAUAUUUAUUUAGGUUAAUUUGGGUUAAACUUGAAAUUUUGAACUAAUAUACUUAUUCAACAGUGUUUCUUUUUCUCUGCACAUGUGUGAUCUUACUGGUUUUAUGUUAAAAGCUUCUUUAUUCAUCUGAGACAUUUUUUUGCUGACAGCUGGCUCGAAUCGUUGCGACAAUAGUUCUUCUUUAUUAUUAAACAUAUGUGUGCUGAUUAGACAAGACAUAGUCAUACUCAUGAGCUGCUGUACCACUCUGGAGAAAUGAUGAUGACUCUGAUCGGCCUUUUGUACAUACCAGACAGAUCAUCUGCAUUUCAGCCUUAUUAGCUUUGAUUUCAACAGAAAUUAUCAAUUACAUCGAUUCCUUGGAGCGACUUACACAAUAAAUAAGAUUUCUUCAAUGACUUCCCUAACAAAGUGAUAUUCCCAGAUGUUACAAAAAUCUUUGAGUGAAUGAGAGUGGAAACUUGGAUUUUUUCCACUGCAAAGAAAUUUAAUUCCAAACAUCUGCUAAGCUUAUUCACAAAGCUAUUUACCAGCUAUUCAGUGACAAAUUUCAGCCCAAAAGCAAACAUAAUGCUCUUCCACUAUCCAGUGGCUUAAUACGUGGUUCGUUGAAUAUACCUGAGGUACUUCAGAAUCAAAGCAAGAGCUGGCUCCUGUGAGAAAAACUGCCUCUGAUAUUCCCAUAGCAAGACACAAUAUUGUAAGGGAUAUCACCUCUAGUACUUUUAUUUACUCUAAGAUGUUAAUAAAAAAUUAUACGCAGAUUAAAUACCAUACCGUUUACAACGAAAAUAGCCGUUCCGUGUUAAGGGAUGGUGCAGGAACAGGCAGUGGUUUAGCAAAAAUAAAAAGCGCCUUAGAUAUAAUAAUAUUUUUCUCUUCUUUCUAUCUUUUUAUCUCCUUUUGUGCAAAUUGGUUGUAAAAAUGUAAAGUCAGUCUACAAAAGAAAAUAAUUUAUGUCUAGGUACUCCUCAAGACUAACAUUCCUAUAGUAAUUCUUUCUUGUUCUCACUUUAUCCCCAUCUUUUUGUUAAAUAAAAAAAAUAAAAAAAUACUUAACUCUUUCAUUACUGAUCCGACCCAAACUGCCCAGAAAAUUCGAUCCUAGCGGGCCAGUUUCUGUUUUAAAAGCGUUUUUUAAACGUUUCAUCCUAUUAAGUGUUUUAAAGCUGUUUUUUAAAUGUUAGUUUAAACAUUCGUAAAGCAUAUUUCUACGUUCUACUCUAACUCAACAAAAAGAAAAACACGAAAUAUUCUGAGACCUUUCUUAUAAAUAUCAGAUGAUUUCCCAUUUUUUUUAAAGCAAUUUUAAUUUUCAACAGCUUCCAGUAAAAAUUGUUACAAAAAAUUGGUUUUCCAUUUCUCAAAUAGGACAAAGAAAAGUUGUCAGUUCCUUCUUUCCCUUUUCGGUAUUACCUCAGAAUAUAAAAAUUCUUCUGGCUUCCAGUUCUUUUUUUUUUUUUUUUGGACGAAAGAAGAAAGAAAAAAAAAAUCAUACCAAUUAUUGUCCGCUAACCGGUCAUAUUUAAAAAUACAUUCAGAUAAGAAAUACACCAAGACGUUUUUAUAACCCAAAUAAUUUUUUAUUGAUCUCUUUGUUUUAAUUUUUUAUUAAUCUCUUUGUUUACAACUAUUUUAAUUCGUUAACAAAUAAAUAGUUCCAUUAUAAACUCUUCAGGUAAAGUCUCUACUGGGCUUUAUAGCAAAAUAACGGAUCUCUUUACUCGCUAGUUUAAUGUAACCACAUUGUAUUGUUCUAAAUUACAAAACUAAUACUGUUUCUAGAAUAGUUCAGCUAUAUUUAUUGAGACGAUAUCCUAAAUAUUAACAAACUGUUCAUCUCGCUUCUAUUUCCUUAUUAUUAUUUUCUGAUAUAAAUUAAAACUAAGGCCUUUUCAUCCCUUUCAGAAAAUCCCGCUUAAAAAAUUAUUUUUCUUUGUGUUUCAUUUUGUUUAAAAAUCAUGCAAGCUCUAUUUCUUGAUAUCCAAUUAAAUGUUUUCUGUUAUCAAUUUAUGGCAUGGAUUCUUUUUUGACCAAUUAAUCUGUAAUUGCUUCUGUAAAAAAAAACAUAAAAAAGAUGCAUAAUGCAUAAAAGAAACGCAUACUUUUCAAAAUACACAACAUAGCUUUUGAUAAUUUCACUCUUGAAGUGAUCUAAUACAGAAUAUCUUAUUAAAGAUGAUGAAUGAGGGAUUUAUCGAAUAAUAAAAACAUAAACCUUGUUUGUAUUGACAUCUAAUGAGAUAAAUAGCUUCAAAUAGUUUCAAUCUCCUAUAUUGGAUUUUAAAAAAACAUUUAAAACUUUCUAAAUACAUAAAUAAACAUAACUUCCCCUUAAAAAAAGAAUACGAAAUCUGACCCAUUUAAUUAUGAUUUUAAAGUUGCGAAAACAAUUCUUUUGUUCUGAAGAAACUUUAACGAGUAGUGCUUUUUUUUCCCUAAUAUUUCAUGCAUGUUUUUCUUAUUAAACAUUCUUAAUUCUCCUAAAAACGAAAUGUUUUGUUGAAUUAAAAUUUCGAGUGUACAGAGCUUAUUUAAUUGUAUGAAGAAAAAAAAUUCCAGUUUCGCAAUAUUAUUUGUGUUGUAUUUGUGUGCAAGUUUUUGUGUUUAAAAAGUUUCAUCUUUGUACAUAGAUCGAGAAUUUCAUGUGUACUUCAGUAUUUGUCUCGUAUAGUGCCUAUUUAAAGUAGAUCUUAGUAAAUGAAAGUCUUUUACUAAUAGUUUGUUGAUAUCUUGAAAUUUUUAGUUUGCAUAUAUAUUUUCAACGAUAUCGCAUUCCAUAAUGCGCUGUUUUUGUUAUUUUAUUUUCUCAUCUCACUUGUUUAAGAAGAACACCUUUUUAAACGUAUACUUAAAUAUAAGUGUGACUAUUUUUUAUAAGGGAGAAAACUGUUACGAAAUUAAUCAGAUUUUAUAGUAAUUCUUACAUUGUGAAAUGUUCUUAGUUAAUGUAUAGUGCCAUUUUUUUAGUGGAAAUCUGAUGUAAUAUUUGUGCAGAAAACAUUUUUUGAAAUAUCAUUUUCAAUCGCUACUUUUUUUCCGAAAAUGAUUCAAACCGAUUUUAAAUAUUUUCAGGGGGAAAAAAUUCCGGUGAAAGUUUGAUAAUAUCAAAGCAAACGAUUUUUAAAAAGAUUUGCAGAGCAAUAAAAAACAUUUAAUGAUAUUCUAAAUUAAGUUAUAAAUGCUCUAAUAGGAAAUAUAUUAUAAAAGAUAUUAAGUGUUUUAUUUGACUAUAUUUUAAUUUUGAACACAGAUUUGUUUGAAUUAAGAAAAAAAUGUUUAGUCAAAAACAGUUAAUUUUUAUUAAAAUUCGAAUAUAAAUUUUUAAAAAUUAUUGUAACUCUUCUUCGGAAUUUCUGAUACUUUCAUUGAUAGUUCCUAUUUGUAAAUGAACUUUUUAUUUUUAAUUCUAUCACCCAAAUAAUCAUUAGAAAAGAACAACCAAAUUAAACAUUUACAAGUAUUUCUUUUACUUUGGUUGGAAAUAAAAGAAACAUUUUUUUCUAUUUCUUUAAUGUAUUGAAAUUCAUUAAAAAUGUUUUCAAUUUAUUUUAAUAAUAUAAAAAGUUUUCCGUUAACAGCAAGCCAACUUUACGUACAUAUUUUAAAUUAUCCCGAUUUAAGCUGUUAUUGUUUUAAAAGUAUUAAUAAAUAGUUAGAAUAUUAAUUUUACUCUCAUUUUUAAUCUAUUCAAGAUGCUUGGAAUGAAUGGAGUCUAUCCAUGUCUUGUAAUACAUGCCAAUGUCCCGGUAUAAUUUUGAAAUUCAUCACAUGAACGUGCUGCUUGUGGUAUUUACAUCAUAGUAUGGAAGUAAGACGAUGAGCUGGCAGAUGUUAAAAGGACUGAGACAUGACAUGGAUUGACUCUGUUAUUCUUAAUAUUUGAAGUCAUUGUGAAAAUAAUAAGUCAUAUAAAAUAAAAUAUAGCAGCUGUGUUGCGUAGAAUGCUAAACGCAAUAAUAACUAUAUCCUUAAAUUGUAUUUUGCAUUAAAUUUUGGUGGCAAUAUUUUAAAAUAAUAGAUACUUUUUGAAACUUUAAUGUUGCUGAGUGUGAUGUUUUAUAAAUAUCUCUGUGCAACGACUUUGUGUACUUAAACAUUGAAUCAGUAUUUCUUUGGCCAAAAUACCGUGCCAAAGUAUUUGAAUUGAAAAUGUGAUUAAUAAAAUGAAUGUAAUGAAUGAAAA